Molecule: messenger RNA, 3916 nt
Organism: Arvicanthis niloticus (Nile rat)
Lineage: Eukaryota; Metazoa; Chordata; Mammalia; Rodentia; Muridae
Biological process (GO): regulation of cytokine production; negative regulation of transcription by RNA polymerase II; regulation of immune system process
Cellular component (GO): nucleoplasm
Molecular function (GO): DNA-binding transcription repressor activity, RNA polymerase II-specific; RNA polymerase II cis-regulatory region sequence-specific DNA binding
Source: RefSeq, a predicted model, not a curated record
GCACAGGGGAGGGCCUUCGCGGGUUCGCUAGUUCGCGGGUCUUUGUCUCGCGCCAUCUUUACACUUGAUCGGUCAGCUGAGCCGGGCUGUCGGGGUGCCUCAGGCCUGUCAGCUGCCAGAGGCGGACGGGGGCGCCAUGAGGAGCUUGCAGCCUGACGGUGUGGAGAACUCCUUGAGCCAACUCCCCAGUCGAAGUCUCGAAACGGGAAAGCAGAAGAGAAGCUCUAAGAGGAGGCCAGUCAGCUACAGUCACUGGAGGUGGUCCCAGCCGGAUAGAGCAAGAAAACACAAGGCACCAGUAAAGGGGUUGGUGUCAUUUGAGGAUGUGUCUGUGGAUUUCACCUGGGAUGAAUGGCAGGACUUGGAUGACACUCAGAGGAAGCUCUACAGGGAUGUGAUGCUGGAGACCUACAGAAGCCUGGAGUCCUUGGGCCACUGCAUUACUAAACCUGACGUGAUCUUUAAGUUGGAGCAAGGAACUGGGCCAUGGAGAGUAGAAGACAUCCCAAAGCAGAGCCGGCCAGAUGUCCAGAAAGUAACGGACCUGAAUGAAACCAGCCAGGACAUUGAAGAGAGACAGUUGUGGCACCUUGUAAUUACCAACAGCAACACGUCAAUGGAGGAGAAAGUUAAAUUAGGAAAAAUACUUAAUGUGAGCUCAAACAGUGUUUCAAAUCUGACUGUAAAGAAUGGAAUGAGGCCUGAGGCAUUUACUGUGUGGCAGAGCAUACCUCCCCCUAACGAGCCUGAUGAUAUGCAGACUGGAGAGGAACCUGAUGGCUCUCUGGCCGGCAAGCACCCCAUACACACAGAGCAUCACGGGCUGUAUAAUGGAGCUCUAGGUACUCGGCAGCAUUUUCAGUGUAGUAGUCAAGAAGCGACCUGCAACACAAAGGCAUUAUGGAUGAAUAAGAGGUUUCACAUUGCACAUAGGUCCAGUGAGUUUGGUGAGUCUGAGGAAGCACCUGAUGAGGUAGCUCUUAAUGCCCAAGAGAUGAGGUGGGUACGGGAGGAAACUUAUGAAUGUAAUAUUUGUAAGAAAACAUUCUGUACAAAGUUUAAGCUCACUAAACAUAAGAAAAUACACAAAGGACAGAAAUACUACACGUGUAGGGAUUGUGAGAAAACCUUCAUUAAGAAAUCAUACCACAAAGACCAGAGGAUACAUGCGGGGGCAAUCAGGUCCCAUAGAUGUAAACAAUGUGAGAAAUGCUUUCAUCAGAAAACCCAGCAGCGUGUGCACCAGAGAGUUCCCAGAGGAGCCAAACUCUAUGAAAUGUAUCAGUCUGAAAAAAGUUUUAGCGAGAAGCCAAAUCUCAGACACUAUCAGAGGACCCAUGCAGGUUAUAAACCCUACGGAUGUAGCAUGUGUGGGAAGUCAUUUUACCGGAAGUCACACCUCAGCAGGCACCAGAGAACUCACACAGGUGAGAAGCCCUAUGGUUGUAAAGAGUGUAAAAAAAUGUUCUACCAUAAGUCCUCCCUCACGAUCCAUCAGAGAACUCACACAGGUGAGAAGCCCUAUGAGUGUAAAAAAUGCAGGAAAACUUUCUACUGUAAGUCAGACCUGAAUGUCCAUCAUAGAACUCACACAGGCGAGAAGCCCUAUGAGUGUGACCAGUGUAGGAAAACGUUCUACUCUAAGUCACAUCUCAUUAUACAUCAGAAAAUUCACACAGGCGACAAGCCAUACGAAUGUGAAGAGUGUCAGAAAACCUUCAAUCGUAAGUCAAACCUUACAGUGCAUCAGAAAACACACACAGGGGAGAAACCUUACGAAUGCAAUGUAUGUGGGAAAACUUUUCACCGUCGCUCACACCUCAACAUGCACCAGGGAACUCACACUGGUGAGAAACCCUACAAAUGUAAAGAGUGCGGGAAAGCGUUCUACCAGAAGUCGAGCCUCAGCAGACAUCAGAGAAACCACACAGGGAGCAGACCGUAUGCAUGUGACGAAUGUAGGAAAACCUUCCUCCAUAAAUCCUCCCUCACUGUCCAUCAGAGGAGCCACACAGGCUACAAACCAUACUCAUGUGAGGAAUGCAGGAAAACGUUUUACAGUAAGUCGCAUCUCACCGUUCAUCAGAGGACCCACACAGGCGAGAAGCCCUACGAAUGUAAGCUAUGCAAGAAGGCUUUCCACCAGAAGUCGUAUCUUAAUAGGCAUCAGAUAACUCACGAAAGUGAGAAACGAUUUCAAUGUCAAGAAUGUAGGAAAAUGUUUUAUCAUAAGUCAUCCCUCACUGUACAUCAGAGAAUCCACCUGAGGGAGCGCCUGUGACUCUAAUGUGGAGGCUCUGUUAGCAGAAACCAUCAGCAGGCUCCAGGCAGGGCUCACGUAGGGCGUUUCCUGUAAAUGUGACAAUGUUUUUGCAAGAAGGGACACCUUUGCAGGCAUUAAGUUUAUACAGAAAAUUCUGUGUGGCACAAGUUGGCUGUCUUCUUUGGAACACAGUCUCCAUUAUGAGGUCUGUAUGACCAUGUAACAGCCAUAUACAUUCACACACACACACACACACAUACACACAUACACACACACACACGUAUGAUGAUCACUACUUUGAGCCAGGCCCAUAGAAAUACAUUUUUAAGUUUUUUUCUUCCUCUCUAAGUUCUCAUGAGCUCUGGCCCUGAGAUGAACACGAUCUACAAGGUAGCCUUGACAUCUAUUGUCAGAAAGUCCCCGAUUUAAGAGAAAUAGAACUGACUGGAGACAGCUCAUUUUUAUCCCCAAAGACUCUUCAGUUUGCGGAAUACUUUCUCAAGCCAUUGUGCAUGCUGCUUUUGUAGAAUGCACUAACUUGAUACAAUUGGGAGGACUUACAUGUUUUAAUACUUCAGAAUUUGUACACAAGGGAAACUUGUGUAAAUUGAGAAUACUUUAUCAGAGGUGCUUCAUUGAACAAUUUGAAUAAAUCAAAUAUGAGUAAGUUAACACAUGAAACUUUGAACAAAACUUCUGUGUCAGAAGUUUGUAAUGAAGGCAAAUUAUCAGCCUUUGUAAUUUUAAUAUUAACUUUCAAAUGGAGGUACACAUGUGCCAAUAAAUAUGUGAGUGAUAUUAUUGCCUGUCAUAGCACAUUGUGUCUGGGAACAUUUGUGGCUAUUGUAACUGGAGGUUGGAGUUGCUACUGGCAUGCAAUAAUAGGGGCCAGCUGUGUUGUUUAAACAGCUUAUAAUGCACAGAACAUUCUCUCAUGCACUUACAUAUUUGGGUGUUUUAUAUUAAUGGAAAAUUCCUUUGGUGGGACCUAGAUUAAUUACAGGAAAUGUGUUUGCUCUAUAUAUGUCUUCCUUUGUUAAAUGGACUGAGGUACAAGUGUAGACCAGUGGUAAAAUGUACGUGUAACAUUCAUGAGACCCUGGUUUCAGCCUCACUACAAACAUGCAUAAACUAAAACCUAAGAAUCUCCACACCAAAUACCGUUCUAGUGCGUCUUCCUUUUUUCUCAAAUAUCAGACUUUCCCCACGCUGUGCCAGUGUAAGUAAGUAUGUGUGGACAUUGCUAUUUAACGAUCCUGUAGGUAAGCAAGACAUUUUCUAGUGUGUGAAGCUGAUAUAAAGCCUGCCAGGUGAUCUAAUGGAAAUAUUACCCGUGUAGAAAUGAACACACGAAGUCCCUGAAUUGCUCACAGCUGACACUUAAAGAGCCACGAACAACAGUUCUCACGCCGGCUUCAGUUCUUGGAGAGCAACAAUCCAUUGUCCAUUUGUUUGUGCCACCCCAUUUCCUACACUCCGUCCUCCAUAUGAAACCAUUGAACAGAAGUGGACUGCUGUAAUUAUUUACCUAGUUCUCCCUGAACACUGCUGUGUCACCGACAGCACAAGUCUUGUCACUACACAUUUCGCUCUAGCCCUAAAGAUGUUUUUACCCUACACUGCCUUAAAUAAAACACUUUUUGUAUAACAUAC